AUGAGUGAAUACUGUCCUGUCUAUGCUCCUUUCUUUGGCACUAUGGGUUGUGCUGCUGCUAUUGUCUUUAGCUGUCUCGGCGCUGCCUAUGGCACUGCUAAGUCUGGUGUCGGCCUUUCUGCUAUGGGUGUCUUGCGUCCCGAUUUACUCGUGAAGUGUAUUGUCCCUGUUGUCAUGGCUGGUAUCUUGGGUAUUUAUGGUGUUGUCGUUUCUGUACUCUUAUCUGGUGGCCUUGCUAUGAAGCAAACUCUUUUUAGCGGUUUCGUUCAAAUGGCUGCUGGUCUUUCUGUUGGUCUUUCUUGUCUUGCCGCUGGUAUUGCCAUUGGUAUCACUGGUGACGCUGGUGUACGUGCAACUGCUCAACAACCCAGAAUGUUUGUCGGCAUGAUCUUGAUCUUGAUUUUCGCCGAAGUUUUGGGCCUUUAUGGUCUUAUUGUUGCUUUAAUCUUGAAUACCAAGGCCUCUGGUGCUGACAGUGUUUGCCAGUAA
Messenger RNA from Rhizopus microsporus ATCC 52813, 489 nucleotides. RefSeq names its product V-type ATPase. The record is from RefSeq and is a predicted model, not a curated record. The coding region runs from base 1 to 489 and encodes 162 amino acids. NCBI's taxonomy places the organism in Eukaryota, Fungi, Mucoromycota, Mucoromycetes, Mucorales, Rhizopodaceae. Gene Ontology annotation, biological process: proton transmembrane transport. The transcript is spliced from 6 exons. Gene Ontology annotation, cellular component: proton-transporting V-type ATPase, V0 domain. Gene Ontology annotation, molecular function: proton-transporting ATPase activity, rotational mechanism.